Durio zibethinus is the source of this 1172-nucleotide messenger RNA. NCBI's taxonomy places the organism in Eukaryota, Viridiplantae, Streptophyta, Magnoliopsida, Malvales, Malvaceae. The record is from RefSeq and is a predicted model, not a curated record.
UUAUUAUAUAAUAUAACGCCAAACCAAGACAAACGUGUCGGUCAAUAAUUUUGUGCAACCUGCAUUUGUUUUUGCUUCCGCUAGCAGCAAGUUCUGAAACUUUCGAGGAAAGGAAAUGUCACCUGAAAAUGGGAAAAUUUUGCCGGAAAAUGAUGCCGCCGACUUGAAUUUUGAGGCUACCGAGUUGACUUUAGGGUUGCCAGGGAAGUCUAGGGUAACAUCUGAUGGUGGAGCUAAGUUGGGCAAUAAACGUGGAUUUUUUGAAACCGUUGAUCUUAACUUUGGUGACAAGGAUUGUGGUCAGUCCCAGAUUGAUGUCCAGGAAGCAGCUAACUCUCCCGUUUCAAAUGAUGAGCAUAGGGUGCAAGUGGAGGGUUGGCCACCGGUGAGAGGCUUUAGAAAGAACGCAAUGACGAGUUGCAAAUAUGUAAAGGUGGCAGUGGAUGGAGCUCCAUAUUUAAGGAAAGUUGAUCUUGAGAUGUACGAUAGUUAUCAGCAGCUGUUAAGUUCCCUUGAACAAAUGUUCUCGUGUUUCACCAUAAGGAAUUAUUUGAAUGAGAAGAAAAUAAUAGACCAUAUGAAUGGAAUUGAGUAUGUGCCCACUUAUGAGGACAAGGAUGGAGAUUGGAUGUUGGUUGGAGAUGUACCAUGGCAAAUGUUUGUUGAAUCAUGCAAACGUCUUAGGUUAAAGAAAAGCUCAGAGGCAAUCGGAUUAGCUCCAAGGACACCUCCAAAAUGCGCAAGCACAACUGAAAGAAGCCUUAAUUAAGCAUCCAAAAUAGGAAUGAUUGCAGAGGCUCUUGUUUUCUUCCACCAUUGAUGAUCAUGGUGGGCAGAGUUUUUGAUUAUGUAGGGAGUCAAAUGAAAGAAAAAAUAAAUAAGAGAUACGUGCCUGUAAUUUUCUUUAAGUUGCACCAUUAAGUCCUGGUGCAAUUGAUGUUGUCGGCUUUUUCCUCCACAUCUAUAUUCAGGUUUAUCAUUUUUUUUUUUUUCUCUUCUCUUUGAGAUACAGCACAUGAAUUGUAAUACUUUCAACACAUCCUAAUUGAUUUUUUUUAGCAUUAUAACUUGGAGAAGAAAAUUUUGUACCCAACUUUUUUAUUUGGAUACAUAUAAAAUGUUUGGAUGAUUUGAUGUUAUAUUGAAUUAUAUGAGUCGUUUAAUUUACUUCU